This is a messenger RNA of Harmonia axyridis, 3562 nucleotides long. RefSeq lists its product as uncharacterized. Bases 30 to 3470 code for a protein of 1146 amino acids. Gene Ontology annotation, biological process: DNA integration. The transcript has a single exon. The record is from RefSeq and is a predicted model, not a curated record. Gene Ontology annotation, molecular function: nucleic acid binding. Lineage: Eukaryota; Metazoa; Arthropoda; Insecta; Coleoptera; Coccinellidae.
UUCACAUCUGUUGUUGUGAGGAGAAUAUUAUGAAUAAUCAAGAUCUUUUUGAAGCUACCAAAAAUUAUUUUGACAUAGAAAAUUUAGGAAUCCAACAAAUUAAAUUGUUAGAAUCUGAAGAGAUGCAACGAGCUAGAAAAUUGCAAAAUGAUACUCUCAUUCAAAUUGGAAGCCAAUACAAAAUUGGACUUCUCUGGAAGAAUGAUCAGUUGAAGUUGCCUGACAGUAAACCUAUGGCCUUAAAACGACUGAAAUGCAUCGAGAAUAGAAUUUUGAAAGAUCCCGAAAUAGGCCAAAAAAUGAAUGCUCAAUUAGAAGACUUCAUAGCAAAGAAAUAUAUAAGAAAAUUAACAAAUGAAGAACUUCAACAAACCCAAGAAAAAAUUUGGUACCUUCCAAUAUUUCCUGUAUUGAAUCCGAACAAACCUGGGAAAUUCAGAAUAGUCUGGGAUGCAGCAGCCGUAACCCAAGGAAUAUCCCUCAACACCAUGCUUUUGAAAGGAGAGGAUCAACUGGCUUCUCUCUUAGGGGUACUUCUUCGUUUCAGACAGAGAAAAAUUGCAUUUUCCGCAGAUAUAAAGGAAAUGUUUUUGCGCAUAGGCAUAAUUGACCAAGACCAACAUGCACAACGAUUUCUUUGGCGCAAUGGUAACCCACAAAAUAAGCUGGAAACGUAUGUGAUGACUGUUAUGACUUUCGGAUCAGCAUGCUCCCCCAGUUGUGCUCAGUUUGUUAAAAAUACAAACGCCAGAAAAUUCAUUUCUCAGUAUCCAAAAGCAGUCCAUAGUAUUAUAAAUAAUCACUACGUGGAUGAUUUAUUAGACUCUGCUGAUACAGAAGAAGAAAGUAUCGAAAUUGCUAAGCAAAUUACUAUGAUACAUUCUAAAGGAAAUUUCGAAAUAAGAAACUGGUGUUCAAAUUCAAAAAAGCUUCAGGAUAUAAUGAACAAAUCGAAUGAUAAACCACAUGAUGUCAAGCUUGAUAUGGGAACUGACAAAAGCGAAAAAGUCCUAGGAAUGUGGUGGAACUUGACGUCUGAUAGUCUCAUUUUUUCUUUACGUUUUAACAAGGGAAAUAAAGAAGUGUUGAGUGGAGAAAAAAGACCAACGAAACGGGAGGUUCUUCGAAUACUAAUGUCAAUAUAUGAUCCUUUGGGACUCCUCUCACAUAUCCUCAUUCAUCUGAAAGUUUUACUUCAAGAAAUCUGGAGAAGCAAUGUCUCUUGGGAUCAACCAAUUGGAGAUGAACAUUUCAAGAAAUGGCUAUUCUGGCUCAAAAUUAUUCAUGAAAUUGAAAUUAUUUCAAUUCCUCGAUGUUAUUUGACGAAAAUAGAAAACUGGGAAAACACAUUAGUGCAAAUUCAUAUAUUUGUGGAUGCUGGAGAGCAAGCAAGUGCAGCUGUUGCAUAUCUAAGGAUCAAAAAAGAAAUAAUAGAAUGUGUUUUACUUGGAGCGAAAACUCAUGUUGCACCAAUCAAAUUGCAAACGAUUCCACGAUUAGAACUAGAUGCGGCUGUUAUGGGAGCAAGAUUAGGAAAAUCGUUUCACAAACAUUUGUCUAUUAAAAUAGAUGAAAUCUUCUAUUGGUCCGAUUCUUUAGUAAUUUUGAAUUGGCUGAGGAAUGAAGAUCCAAGAAAACUAUCUAAAUAUGUGGCUUACAGGGUAGUCGAGAUACAAGAAAAUUCGAUGAUUUCUAAUUGGAGAUACGUACCUACGAAACUCAAUGUAGCUGAUGAAGCAACUAAAUGGAAAAAUUCAGCGACUCUCAAGUAUCCAAGUAGAUGGUUUCAUGGUCCAGAAUUCCUUUAUUUCAAUGAAGAAUAUUGGCCUAUCGAACCAAAAGCGAAAAAACUGAAAAUUGAAGAAUUUAUAACCCAUCAUCAGGCAAUGGAACCGGUUAUAAAUAUGGAAAGAUUCAGCAAAUACAACAGACUUCUACGAACAACGGCAUAUCUGAAGAGAUUCAUAAUGUUAUUGCAAACUAGAAUUCGCAAGGAACUAUUUGUCAAUGGACCAUUCACCUCCGAAGAACUAUUGAAUGCUGAGAAUAUAUUAAUCCAUUGGACACAACAGCAAUUUUAUUCAGAAGAGAUCAUUCAAUUGGAGAAAAAAUCCACGACAGGUCAAGCAAUCGUUAAAAAGUCUAGUAGUUUAUAUAAACUGUCUCCUUACAUAGAUGAAAAUGGUUUGCUUCGAGUUAAAGGGAGAAUAGAUCGAACAAACAAUAUUGAAUUCAGCAUGAAAAGACCCAUAAUUUUACCAAAACAGAGCUAUCUGACAUCACUCAUUGUGCAAAAUUAUCAUAAUAAAUUUCUUCAUCGGAACCACGAAGUCGUUGUGAAUGAAAUAAGGCAAAAGUUUUUCAUUCCAAAAUUGAGAAGAGUAGUCAACAACAUAAGAAAUAGUUGUCAAUUCUGCAAGGUGAAAUUUUGUCAACCCAAAGAACCUGAAAUGGCACCUUUACCAGAAUGCCGUCUUGCAACAUUCACUGCUCCUUUCACGUACACUGGUGUGGAUUAUUUUGGCCCAAUUGAUGUAACAGUAGGACGAAGAUAUGAAAAGCGUUGGGGUGCUUUAUUUACCUGCCUUACAACUAGAGCAAUACAUUUAGAAGUGGCCUAUAAAUUGAAUGUUGAUAGCUGCAUACUUUGUUUCACAAAUUUUAUGAAUCGUAGAGGUCGUCCACGUCAUAUCUACUGUGACCGAGGAACUAAUUUCAUAGCUACAGAAAGGAUUUUGAGAGAGGAAUUACAGAAUUUAGAUCCUCAAAUGAUUGCAAAUUCUUUCAUAAAUCCAGAAAUUAACUUUCAUUUCAACACCCCUCUUUCACCUCAUAUGGGCGGCGCAUGGGAGCGUCUCAUAAAAGCUGUGAAGAUUUCCCUCUAUAGUUCUUUACCUUCCAGAACCCCGACAGAUCAAUUACUACUGAGUUGUCUUGUUGCAGCUGAAAAUAUAGUUAAUUCGAGACCACUUACAUAUCUACCAACAGAUAGUGAAACAACAGAGGCUUUAACACCUAACCAUUUUCUGAUUGGCACCUCUAAUGGCGACAAACCACUAGGUCAAAUGGAUGAUGAUGCAACUAUUUUAAAAUACAAUUAUUUGUAUAGGGAACAAUUUGCCAAUAAAUGUUGGCGUCGGUUCGUAGCUGAAUACUUACCACAACUACUUUUACGGACGAAGUGGCAGAAAAUUGCUGAUCCAAUCAAAAUAGGAGAUAUUGUUGUAAUUUGUGAUAAGCAAUUACCAAGAUGCAAUUGGCCAAAAGGAAGAAUAAUAGGAAUCAAGACUUCAAAAGAUGGUCAAGUGAGAAGCGCUACUGUGCAGACUCAAAAUGGCAUACUUGAGAGACCGGCAGUUAAAAUAGCUGUUUUACCAGUGAAAAUAACUGAUGAUGGUGCAAUCCAUUCCCACGGAAAUAAUGCACCAGGCGGGAGUGUGGAAAAUGUUUCAGUUAUUCUAGAUCAUUAAAUCAAAAUACCGGUCGCCAAGGAAAUGAAAGAAAAAAGAAAAUUAGUCAGAUUGAAAUAUAUCAGAACGGCGACCGUAUUUGAGUUAUUUAA